This is a messenger RNA of Prunus armeniaca (apricot), 1311 nucleotides long. The record is from the annotation of a GenBank genome assembly. Lineage: Eukaryota; Viridiplantae; Streptophyta; Magnoliopsida; Rosales; Rosaceae.
AUGGACAACCUCCAAGGCUACAGAGACGAAGACGACGAAGAAGACGAAGAAUCGAAACCCACCACCACCGCCACCGCCACAAUCACAACAACCGAACAACCCAUUGAACCAAGCGAAGCCAUUGACCCAAGCGAACCCACCACCGACGAGCCCGACGCCGACCCCAUUAACCCACAAUCCAACGACCUGCAAAACGGCAACAAAACCGAAACUGAAGCCUCCGAAGACCUCUCCGAGUCCCUGAAAUCCCAAGAAAACGACAACGACAAUGAAAACGACAACGACGACGAAGACCCACCUCCCAAGAAGCAGAAGCAGCUCUCUUCCCUCACGAUCCAGCUCUCUUCAGACCAAGAUCAAACCCCAUUGCCCCAACCCAGCUCCAACGGAGUCGCCCUCCCGGCCCCAACCGCCCCGAAUUCCAAGAAAUCGAAGAAGAAGAACAACAAUGUAUGGGUCACCAAGUCGACCCGAAAGGGGAAAAAGAAGAGCAAGGCCAAUAACAACAACAACCACAAUGCCCCUGCAGACGACACCGUUUUGAUCACUCCGGUGACGCGGUUCCCGGAUAAAACUGACGACACCCCGGACAUGACAAUCUGCCUUUCCAAGGUCUACAAGGCAGAAAAAGUCGAGGUGAGUGAGGACAGAAUGAGUGCUGGCAGUACAAAAGGGUAUAGAAUGGUUAGGGCCACUAGGGGAGUUGUUGAAGGUGCUUGGUAUUUUGAAAUAAAGGUGGUGAAUUUGGGAGAGAGUGGGCACACUAGGCUGGGGUGGUCCACUGAGAAAGGGGACUUGCAGGCGCCAGUUGGGUAUGAUGGGAAUAGUUUUGGGUAUAGGGACAUUGAUGGGAGUAAGGUGCAUAAGGCUUUGAGGGAGAAGUAUGGUGAGGAAGGGUAUAAGGAAGGUGAUGUUAUUGGGUUUUAUAUAAAUUUGCCGGAUGGGGGGUCGUAUGCCCCGAAACCGCCUCACUUAGUUUGGUAUAAGGGGCAGCGGUAUGCUUGCGCCCCUGACACGAAAGAGGAUCCUCCUAAAGUUGUGCCUGGAAGUGAGAUAUCCUUCUUCAAAAACGGGGUAUGCCAAGGAGUUGCUUUUAAGGAUCUAUAUGGUGGCCGUUACUAUCCUGCUGCUUCAAUGUAUACCCUUCCCCAUCAACCAAAUUGCGUGGUCAAGUUCAACUUUGGUCCUGAAUUUGAAUUCUUUCCAGAAGAGUUUGGUGGACGUUCAGUGCCCCAGCCCAUGGUUGAAGUUCCUUAUCAUGCGUUUGAAAACCGAGUUGAAAAUGGAGUCUCCGAUGAGAAGAAACAAUAG